This is a messenger RNA of Arachis duranensis, 630 nucleotides long. RefSeq lists its product as uncharacterized. The coding region runs from base 1 to 630 and encodes 209 amino acids. NCBI's taxonomy places the organism in Eukaryota, Viridiplantae, Streptophyta, Magnoliopsida, Fabales, Fabaceae. The record is from RefSeq and is a predicted model, not a curated record. The transcript has a single exon.
AUGGCGGUGGUGAUAUUCGGACCUAACCAGAGACUGGCCUUUUACAAGCCUGGCAAUAUGAGAUGGGUAGAGUUUCCAACCAGAGAUAAGAGGUUUGAGGACGUAAUAUUUUUCCAAGAAAAGAUAUAUGCCAUCAACGAAGAGGGGCAGCUAUAUGAAUUUGAUACAAAGACAAGAGCAGGGCUUAAGGGAGGAAUACAUGAAACCAGACCUCCAUCUGAAAUUCCCAUAGGCCCUCAAAAGCUUAAAUAUCUUAUUGGGUGCGCCAAUGGAAGCUUAUUGAUGUUGGUAAGACAUGUUCGUCAUCCCUCGAGAAAAAUACGCAGGGAAUUUGAAACUUACAAAUUCGAUAUCUAUGAGUUAAAAAGAAAUAGAAAAGAAUGGUCAACAUUAGAUAAUUUAGAUAACUACAUACUAUCGAUUGGAUUUAAUUCUUCUGUUCAAAUUCCUGUGCCUUUUCUAAGCAAAGGAAAUCAGAUUUGGUUUACAGAUAACCAAAUAGAGCUGCAAUCAUCAUUUUACGAUCCUGUUCCUCAAGAUAUCGGCAUCUUCGACUUGGACCAUGGAAGUUUCCAGAGAGUAUUGUUAGAAGUGAAGUUCUUUUGUCCUCCUGUUUGGUUGUUACCCUAA